GCGGUCGGCUGGAGCGAUCGCCCGCUCCUCAAAUGUACAAAUAAAUAACGAAUAAUUUGACGCAUAUCUGGGGAGAGCGUAGUAAGACGCAACACUCCUGCUGUAAAACAAAAGUAAACGUGACAUAGUUAUGGAGAAGACAGCAGAUCAACUAGAAGUCACAGUCCAAAAAGCUGACACAAAGCUGGACCUGAUUGCAUGGAAGCUUGAGAAAUGCGAGAAAGAGUUGUUUCAUUUGGACGGCACUGAGGUUUCAGUGAUUUCACUUCUACGAGGUGUUAACCAGGUGAAGGAGGAGUAUGAGAAUCUGAGAAGAGAAAUAUCGGAAGUGCAGCAGCUACAGAAGCAGUUGUCUGAUUCUCUUAGAUUGCAGCUGCGUCAGGUACAGGGUAGGUUCGGUUCACUUCGUGAGCGUAUAAUCAAGAGUCAGCAAAACAACUGAAACUGUAAUUCUAUACUUCUUUCUUAUUUUUUUAUGACAUGAAAGAACCUUUUUCAAAUGAUGUAAUUGUAACAUCUUCCACAUGAGGGUUGCCAUGUUCUCCAUUGAUAAAUUUCGUAUUUACAAAUUCAUGAAGACUGUCAACUUGGUGAGGGGAGUUUUCCAGAUCUGAAUUUUGAAGACUGUAAAAAUUAAUGGCACAUUAUUAGAAAACAUUUACAUUUUGUAACUAUUAUUGUUUUAUAUGACUAUUCUUAGACAUCUGCAGCAUUGCAAAUUUUAUUGAAUACUCUGCAGAUUACAAAUACUACACAGCCAUACCUAUGAUGAGUGUGUAGGAAGUAAAAAUAUGUGAUACAUAUCUUGAGCCAGCUGGUUCACUUAUUCUUUCUAUAAUGAUGAUAAAACCAAUAAAAAAGUGUUUCUUUAAGUGUGAAGUGCAAUAGCUUAGAUAUAUUUAUUUUGUUUCAAUAUUAUUCGUAUUUACGACUAUGUCACAAAUGUCUUAAAAUUCAUAAGGUAUUUGAUGUAUGUAUUUUCAUGUUUUUGCUAUGACAUGUUUUUGAUGUAAUAUGGAAUUUCAAGGAAUGGUAAACAAUAGUUUGCCAUGGUUCUAUCAUUACAAAUAAUUCCAAGACAGACAGGUAGUCUGUUUUCUGUAUACAUUUAUGUACAUUCUGUAAGCCACAGAAAAUGUGAGUGCUAUAUUUUGUGUGCUUCAUUUUAAAAACUCCAUUAAGUUUGGAGAGAUUCGGAAUUAUCAUUCAAAAAUUCUGUAUAACAAUGCAUGACUUAAAUGUCAUUAUUUGUCUUAUGUGGACUGUUUA
Schistocerca cancellata (South American locust) is the source of this 1269-nucleotide messenger RNA. RefSeq lists its product as uncharacterized. Bases 131 to 442 code for a protein of 103 amino acids. The transcript is spliced from 3 exons. Lineage: Eukaryota; Metazoa; Arthropoda; Insecta; Orthoptera; Acrididae. The record is from RefSeq and is a predicted model, not a curated record.